GUGUUACUAAAAACCCUAAAACAAUAUACACACAUUCAGCAGCCGACAUCAUCUUUAACCCCUAUGCUUUCUCUGUCCGAUCAUCGGCGACCGGUACCGGUUACGGCCGGCUACCGGGGUCCCGUACUUGCUGGCAUGUCACCCCACACAACCCCAAGCUCCCUCUUCAUCUUAACCCGUCGCACACACGCUGCCCUGUCCAAAGAGAGAGAGAGAGGGAGAUCGGAGAACAGAUGAGGGGCUGAUCACCUGUGUCACGGCAACAGAAGCAGCAAGUGGCGGCGGCAAUGGAUUCCGACAACUGUUUUCGGGUAAAACGUACCCAAGGAGCCGGCGACCGACUUACCGGCGGUGAUGAUGGUGGUGGUCGUCAGACGUGGGGGGGGGGGGUGGCGGCGACUUUAAUUCCUUCCGACAAGUUCACCGGUAAAACAUGGUGGUGUUCUUGAUGAAAUAAUUAAUUACAUCCAAUCAUUGCAACAUCAUGUUGAGUUCUUGUCUAUGAAGCUUGAAGCUGUAAAUACAAGGAUGGCCUUGCCUAUAGAAGGGUUCAUACGAAAGAUGUAAGUUUUGUUUGUCGAUUUUUCAUUAAUGUGAAAAUGAUGUUAUAGUUCUUGUCUAUGAAGCAGAAUACAUGAAACAUCUGUUUUUUAAUUCAUUAAUGUGAUUGUGUUUAAUCAUAUAUAUGUAAGUAAUAUAUGUUAAUAUCGAGUCGUAUUAUGCGUUGCUGUUGAGUAAUUAUGUUGCUGGACUAAUGGUGAGAAAUCCAAAACUACAAUUAUGCUGCUGGAUUAAUGGUGAGAAAUCCAAAACUAUAGUUUCGUGAUGGGUCUGGCUCUAUCUUGAGUUGCCAAAGUAACCUUGUAUUGUUUUCUAAUUUGAUAAUAGUCAUCUCAUUUGUACAAAUUGACACGCAUCAAAGGGCUUGUAACCCAACUAUAUCAUGGUCUAUAUCAUGGUGUGUAGUAAAAAUAUUCAUGCUUAAGUGAUUGAGGAUUCUCAAAAUAUUGUUGGUUUUAAAAGAACACAUCUUUAUUUAGUUUAUCAAGUUAUUAAGCUAUUCAUUCAACAAUAUUCCGCUUUAGGAUAAAAAUAUAUUUUACUUAUAUACUUCAUUUUCUCUAUUAAAAAUACUUAUAUUUUUUUAAAGGAUUAAAAAUACUUAUAUACUUCAUGUUAUUUAUUAAAAAUAUAUCAUCCACCUGUAGUAAAUGAGUUGGGGAAAAAAGGUUAAAUCAUCAUAAUUAAAAUUAGCCUAAAUAAAUAAGUCAAACUCAAUCGAUCAAUAAUAACAAAAAAUCAUCUAAAAAGGUAUCUAGAUUUCAAAUUUAUUUAGUUUCCAUAAUAAAUUUCCCUGGAAAAAGAAAAAACCCCUAAAAACUCGUCUCCCGCCAUACUACCACCAUAAACAAACCAUCUAAAGUUUAUGUAAGUAUUAUGUUUUGUAUUAGAAUAUGAUCGUUGAUAAUUUUGGGGCUGCAUCUAAAGGGAUUUGUUUCUUUUCUUCGUCUUCACCUGUCCAAAUUUCUUCGUCGUCAUAUAAUCUGAUCCUCAUCCUUGUCUCUCCUUUCUUCAGGUAUGUUUUGCUUUUCAUUGUUCCAAAGGGUUUUUCUCAUAGAUUGAUAUGUUCGGCUUAUGUAUUCAUCGUAGUUAUUGGCGAGUUUUUUUUUGAUCCAUUUUGUGUUUAUGGUUUUGCAUCUCUGUUUUUAACUUUUGAGUUAAGUGAAUCCCAGGUAAGAAGAUAGAGCUUCGAACAUCUGAGAAGGGGCAGGACGAAACGCAAGUCCAUUUAAAUCCGGUCAAGCUGAGGGGCAGGAGCAGGGACAAAUGCACUGACUGCAUUUAAAUUUGAUGAAGCUAAGUACUAUCAGAUUGCAUAUUAUAAGUUAGAUUAAAUUUAAAUUCAAAAGUGGCUGACUAUAUUUAAGAAUGCUUUGUACUUGAUGAGCAAAUAAGAAUGCUUUGUAGUUGAAGAACAUGGCCAUUUUUUAGGUAACAUAAAACUGAAAAAAAAACUGAUUUGCUAAAAAAUAGCUUCUACAUAUUUUGUGACUUCUCUUACUUUGAAAAACCAUCCACAUUUAUGAGUUGUUUUAAAACACCAUAUUAAAUUUUUUAUUUUAACAACAUAAGCAUUCCAUAUAUAAAAUCUAUUUAUAAUAAACAAAGUAAAUAACAUAAUAAAAUAGCUUCUACUCUUUAAUGCAGGCAGAGGACAUGCGACUCGAGAUCUUUUGGACAAUUUGGUCAUUUGAAGGGCAGUUACUCGCAGGUUAGACGUUACAUCAUUUAGUGCCUUUUCGACUACAACUGGUGACUACACAAAGAAAUAUGAAUUAGAAAGUAAGUUUCCAGCAUGUUGUUCAUCAUUCAUAACUAAAGGCUUUGGUGGUGACUGGUUCAUGCUUGCUGUUUUCAAAAAAGAAAAAUGCGAAAUGAUUCAGUUUACACAUUAUCGGGCAAACGAUGGAAGGAGGAAGAGGAGAGCAAAGAUGGAAGGACCCCAUGGAUGCAACCUGAAAGGAAAAAAAAAAGAAAUAUGAAAGGUGGAGUUGAGAAACAGCCGCAAUUCAUGGGUAGUUAUGUAGGAACAUGGACAGAAAAACUGCUCAAACGUGGGAUGGUGCUGCUCAGAACUGCUGUUGUUCGGUUCAGUUAUGUAGGAACAUGGACAGAAACUGCUCAAACGUGGAUGGUGCUGCUCAGAACUGAUGUCAACAGCGGUUAAAAUGAAGAGUUUAUACGGUCCAGAUUUAAUCUCAGCAUGAUCGAACGGAUGAUAUUGAUUUUAAAGGUAACCGUCACUUAAUGGGUUCCAUAUAUAUAUAUAAUUUCCAUGAUGACUACUCUGUUGGGUCUGGCGGGUAUGGUAUAGUGUACAAAGCUGAACUCGAUGUUUUGGAUGUUCAAAGUUUGUAAUCAAUGGAAGGAAAGUUUAAAGAUGAGCUUCCCAAGAUAAAAAAAGUUGUAGCUAUAAAACGUAUUUUACAUAGAGAAGACGAGCAAGGUAAACAAGGGUUUAAUUCAGAAAUUAAGUUGCUUACUAGUUGUAAGCAUCCGAAUAUAGUGUCUCUUCUUGGCUUUUCUAAAGAAGAUGAUGAAAUGAUUCUUGUUUAUGAGUUUGCUUUUACGGUGUGUUCCCGAGUUAAAAAUCCCUCCCCUUCCCUCCCCUCCCCUCCCCUCCCCUCCAUGUCUUUCCAAAUUGGAAAGACUAUUUUCAGGCAAAAAAAACCCCAUUUUCCCUCCCCUCCCCCUGUUAAGUGGAUCUCUGGAACACCAUUUUCCCUCCCCUCCCCUCCCCUCCCCCUGUUAAGUAGAUCUCUGGAACACAGCGUUAAAGGAAGCCUUAGUGAUUAUAUAGGAAGAAAUUCUAAAACGGUUAGUCUUACGUGGGCACAGAGAGUACAAAUUUGCAUUGAUAUUGCAAAUGGAAUUAAUUACAUUCACACUGACAUGGAGGGAAAACCUAGGAUAAUACAUCGAGAUAUAAAAAGUGAGAACAUUUUGUUAGAUGAAAAUUUGAAUGCAAAGGUUGCUGACUUUGGGCUCUCCACAUUCCAUCGUAUGAGGCAACAAGCUAGCACUAUCUAUACACAAAAUAUCGCUGGGACAUUGGUUUAUGUGGAUCCAGAAUAUUUAAAAACGGGCAAGUAUAAAAGGGAAUCUGAUAUUUACUCAUUUGUAGUAUUAUUUGAGGUCCUAUCCGGAAGUAGGGCCUAUGACCCCAUUUACAUUGCCAAAAAUGAGACAGGCCUUGCACAUAUUGCAAGACGGUGCUUCAACGAGGGAACGUUAAAGGAAAUGAUAGAUCCGAAAAUGAUCAAAGAAGAUGUUGAUUGCAAUUUUACUUUAAAUAGAGGACCCAAUCAAACUUCUUUCAACGCAUUUUCAGAAGUUGCAUAUCGAUGUUUGGCGGAAACUCAAGCCAAGCGUCCAACAAUGGAAGUCGUCAUCAAGGAACUUCAAAAGGCAUUAGAAUUGCAAUUUUCGAAAAUAUACUGUGUAUUUAUAGGGAGUCUUCAAAGCAACUUUGUAAUGCCAUUUGUUUUUUAGAUAUGAAUUGCAAAAGUAUAAGUCAAAUUGGUAGUUGUGCUUAGUUCAGAUAAUUUCAAGGAACGAGGUGGUGUUUAACCAGAAAGUUGGUAGUCCGCAUGAUAUCUUCGGGGAGAUAAAAUCUAGAGGUUAUGCUUGGUUUAAAAGUAGAUAUCCAUGUAAUUAUAUCAUAUGGACGGAGUGGUGUAAAUUCCCUUUGUAUAUGUUGUAAUUUUUGUUUGCCCUUUGCCCGUUUGGGUCGGGGGUGCUGUUGUUUGUUUGGCCUUUUGCCCGAUUGGGUCGGAGGUGUUUUAAUGAAGUUUUCUUUUCAAAAAAAAAAAAAAAAAA
Molecule: messenger RNA, 4380 nt
Organism: Helianthus annuus (common sunflower)
Lineage: Eukaryota; Viridiplantae; Streptophyta; Magnoliopsida; Asterales; Asteraceae
Product: probable receptor-like protein kinase At2g23200
Exons: 8
Coding region: 2923-4053 (376 amino acids)
Biological process (GO): protein autophosphorylation
Cellular component (GO): plasma membrane; plasmodesma
Molecular function (GO): transmembrane receptor protein tyrosine kinase activity; ATP binding
Source: RefSeq, a predicted model, not a curated record